CCAGCUAGACCCCUUUGACGAGUCUGGUGCCCGGUGCUUGUCCCUCACUCGUGGUGCUGCGAACCGUACUCCCGACGUUGCUUCCCGGACGUUUCGCGUUUCUUGGAGUCUAUACCGUUUCUUGGUUACCGAGGAUGGCGCAGUGGAUCAGCUUCGUCCUACUCGUCGUGGCUGCGACGAUCGCGGUGACGGAGUCCAGGGCUAUUCCCGCUGAACCCAUUUCAGUGAUGCUAGAUCCCUACGGAAACCCCAUUGUCUUCCUCCGGGAGAAGAGGACAGCCGUGCAUCCGUAUCCCCAUAGAGCCAUGAUGUUCACCGGGUACUACAGACCGGUUCGUCGGUCGAGUCACGGUGGCCAGGCGACCGGUGUGUUCGCGCAAGGAAACGCCGUGAGCGGGGAGGCCUUUUUCGGCGGCAUGCAGCCGCCACAUUUGAACAACGGCCCGGAACCGAUCGAGGAACCGGAAGUGUCGAGCGCGGAGGCCCAGGCGGCGCCAGGCGCCGACGAUUCGUACAACGAGAGCGAGCAGCCUCAGGUCCAACAGGAGGAAGGGUUCCAGCCUGAGAAGCCUCAUAGGCAGGAGGGGCAUUACCCGCAGGAAGAAGCCAGUCAUCCUCAGGACGACCAGCAGCAGCAGGAGGACGAGCAGCAUCAUCACAAGCAGCACGGUGUCUCUCCGCAGGAGCAACCGGAACCGGAACCAGUGCCCGUGUUCACUACAGAAGCAGCCCCAGUCAGUCCCGCGGAGGAGCCAGUUUAUACGAAUCCGGAGGUAUCCGCGAAUCGUCCAAAGGUUCAGCACGGGAAGAAGAACAAGAAGACCCCGGUGGUGGUGGACGACGACGAAGAGGAAGACGACGAAGAAGAAGACGAGCCAACAGUACCCUUCGUUCCCUUCAAAGGCAAUCGUCGCAGGCAAAACUAUCCCAACCUGAACAACUUCUUCCCGAUGGUGUUCAGUUUCCCUGGCGGUGCUUCUAGAGCUGGUGGAUCGUCCGCGGGGUCUCCACCUGGAGCCGUGACUGCCAUCGCUAACAGUUACUCUACUGGGAAGGGAGGCGUUGCCAGUUCGGUGGCGACUGCCUACGGCGGAUCUCCUAACGGGAAAAAGCGACGCACACCGACGUCCGAAGAGUAAAGCACGUCGAAGAGACUGGUCGAUCGUCACGCAGGAUCGACGAGCGAGCUGUUCACCUCUCGAUACCGUUAAGAUCAAUAUUCCACCGGACAUUAACAUGCAGACAGGACAGAGCUCGGUGCUCCACUUUUCUAUUCCCCGUGACCCCGAAGAACCAAUCGUCUUCUUUGAGUGGACACCCCUCUUAGAUUUAAUCUUCCGCGAAUCGAUCCGCUUUCCUGCCAGUGUCUACCCCUCC
Eufriesea mexicana is the source of this 1377-nucleotide messenger RNA. RefSeq names its product RNA polymerase II degradation factor 1. The coding region runs from base 135 to 1139 and encodes 334 amino acids. The record is from RefSeq and is a predicted model, not a curated record. Lineage: Eukaryota; Metazoa; Arthropoda; Insecta; Hymenoptera; Apidae. The transcript has 4 exons.